Tinamus guttatus (white-throated tinamou) is the source of this 1764-nucleotide messenger RNA. NCBI's taxonomy places the organism in Eukaryota, Metazoa, Chordata, Aves, Tinamiformes, Tinamidae. The record is from RefSeq and is a predicted model, not a curated record.
AGGGUGCCAGUGAUGCCUGGCUCGCCAGUGGAAGUGAAGAUCCAGUCAAGGUCCUCGCCGCCCAGCAUGCCACCGCUGCCCCCUGUGAACCCCGGUGGCCCCCGGCCCGUCUCCUUCACUCCAGCAGCACUGCCCAACGGGAUCAACCAUUCCCCACCGACGCUGAAUGGAGCCCCAUCUCCACCCCAGCGUUUCAGCAAUGGUCCUGCCUCAUCCUCAUCCUCCUCACUCACCAACCAGCAGCUCCCAGCCACCUGCGGUGCCCGACAGCUCAGCAAGCUGAAGCGUUUCCUCACAACCCUGCAGCAGUUUGGCAAUGACAUCUCUCCAGAGAUAGGAGAGAAGGUCCGGACCCUUGUUCUGGCCCUAGUGAACUCCACAGUGACAAUUGAGGAAUUUCACUGCAAGCUGCAAGAGGCGACGAACUUUCCCCUCCGGCCAUUUGUGAUCCCCUUUCUGAAGGCCAACCUCCCGCUGCUCCAGAGGGAGCUGCUGCACUGUGCCCGGGCUGCCAAGCAGACUCCGUCCCAGUACCUGGCACAGCACGAGCACAUCCUGCUCAACACAAACACCACGUCCCCGGCGGACUCCUCGGAGCUGCUCAUUGAGGUGAAUGGCAAUGGGAAGAAGCACAGUCCAGACAGAAGAGAGGAAAGCAGCUUCGAGAGGGAGUCACUCCCGACAGAGCCGCCGGCCAAGAGAGUGUGCACCAUCAGCCCGGCCCCGCGGCACAGUCCUGCCCUGAGCAUUCCCCUCAUGAACCCUGCGGGGCAGUUCCACCCCACGCCGCCUCCCCUCCAGCACUACACCCUGGAGGACAUCGCGUCUUCCCACCUGUACCGAGACCCCAGCAAGAUGUUGGAGCACCGGGACGUUCGUGACCGGCAUACCAGUCUCAAUUUGAAUGGAGGAUACCAGGACGAGCUGGUGGACCACCGCUUAACUGAGAGAGAGUGGGCGGAUGAGUGGAAGCAUCUCGAUCAUGCGCUGAACUGCAUCAUGGAGAUGGUGGAGAAGACCAGGCGCUCCAUGGCUGUCCUGCGGCGCUGUCAGGAGGCCGACCGCGAGGAGCUCAACUACUGGAAGAGGCGCUGCAGCGAGAACGCUGAGACGAGGAAGGCAGGGAGCGAGCUCCUCUCCAGGCAGCACAGUCCCAGCAGCUCCGACUCCAUCGGCAGUGAUUCCUUGCGGGAGUUCAGCAGCAGGUCGGGAACAGGCUAUGUCACUGAAGAGAUAUGGAAAAAAGCUGAAGAAGCCGUGAACGAGGUGAAGCGUCAAGCCAUGUCCGAGGUGCAGAAGGCUGUGGCAGAGGCCGAGCAGAAGGCGUUUGAGAUGAUUGCCUCCGAGAGGGCACGGAUGGAGCAGACCAUCGCGGACGCCAAGCGCCAAGCUACCGAGGAUGCUUUCUUAGUCAUAAAUGAGCAAGAGGAGUCCACAGAGAGCUGCUGGAACUGCGGUCGCAAGGCCAGUGAGACGUGCAGCGGCUGCAACAUCGCCCGCUACUGUGGCUCCUUUUGUCAGCACAAAGACUGGGAGAGGCACCACCGGAUCUGCGGCCAGGGCCUGCACGGGCAGAGCAAGCCGCUGGCUUUGCCCAUGGGGCGGUCUGCAACCAGCAAGGCCAUCGAUGGGGUCCCCAGCCCGGCCCUGGAGAAGACUUCAGCAACGACUUCCCGAUCCUCUACCCCAGCAUCUGUGACAGCAAUAGACACAAACGGACUCUAAGGAGAUAAAAUUUGGUUUCACAUUGUUUUUCCUGUGUUU